This is a messenger RNA of Prunus avium (sweet cherry), 2848 nucleotides long. Its product is annotated as oligopeptide transporter 1-like. Lineage: Eukaryota; Viridiplantae; Streptophyta; Magnoliopsida; Rosales; Rosaceae. The record is from RefSeq and is a predicted model, not a curated record. Gene Ontology annotation, biological process: transmembrane transport. Gene Ontology annotation, molecular function: oligopeptide transmembrane transporter activity.
UUUUCCUUUUCAUUUUGUGCACAUGAAGAUUUGUCUUUUAUACAAGAACAUGCAGUAGAAUCCUUCCAAAAUUCACAUACGCACAAGUUCAUUUCGGAAGUCAAAUUGCUCAUGCUAUAAAUGCAUGAUAAGAUCACAACCAACAGGAUAUAGCAGAAAAGGCUGUGUCUUUGACCCUUUUGUGCAUCAUCACACCAGAGCUGAGGCCAAAAAAACUGGUUUCUUGAAAAAGAAACUACCAGCAUUGCUUUAUUUCUAAAAGCACCCAGCCUGGACGUCAUUCCAAGCUUGUGCACCUCAAAACUUAAGUAAACAACAAACCAAGUAGCUUGUGUAUAAAAUUAGUGAUGUGUGCUUGCAGUCAUUGAGCGGUUGGCUGUCCUUAUUUCUACCAGGAGAGAGAAAGUGAGAGAGAAAGAGAGAGAUGGCAGCUUAUGUUGAGGAUGGAGUUCCUGAAGAAAAGUUGCCUGGGAAGCUUCAGUCAGAUCUUGAUGUAAUUGGUGAUGAAGUGAAUGACAACCCAAUUGAGCAAGUUAGGCUAACUGUUUCAACCACCGAUGACCCUUCACAGCCAACCUUGACAUUUCGUACAUGGGUUCUUGGGAUAAUUUCAUGCUCCGUUCUUGCUUUUAUGAACCAAUUUUUCGGGUACCGCCAGAAUCAGCUGUAUGUUUCUUCGGUCUCGGCGCAAAUUCUUGUCCUCCCUCUUGGAAAGUUGAUGGCUGCUACCCUUCCAGAGAAGCCAAUCCGAUUCCCAUUCACAAAGUGGUCGUUUUCAUUGAAUCCGGGGCCUUUCAACUUGAAAGAACAUGUGCUGAUCACCAUUUUCGCCAACUCGGGAUCAAACAGCGUUUACGCUGUUAACAUUAUCACAAUUGUUUUGGCUUUCUACCACAGGAAAAUGCAUCCUGCAGCAGCCUUCUUGUUAGCUCAAACCACUCAGAUGCUUGGGUAUGGAUGGGCUGGCAUUUUCAGAAAAUAUCUUGUUGACUCUCCUUACAUGUGGUGGCCUUCAAAUCUGGUUCAGGUCUCUCUUUUCAGGGCAUUGCACGAAAAGGAAAAGAGACCGAAGGGAGGCCGCACUAGGCUGCAGUUCUUCUUCAUGGUUUUCAUAUGCAGCUUUUCUUACUACAUUGUUCCAAGUUUUCUUUUCCCCUCCAUUUCUGCUUUCUCCUUUGUUUGCUGGAUAUGGAAGGACUCCAUCACUGCCCAACAGAUUGGUUCCGGCAUGCAUGGCCUUGGCAUAGGCUCCUUCGGCUUUGAUUGGGCCACUGUUGCUGGCUUCUUAGGCAGUCCAUUAGCCACACCCGGAUUUGCUACCAUUAACAUCUUAAUUGGUUUUGUCUUGAUUGUUUACGUUGUCACCCCCAUUGCUUAUUGGAACAACGCCUAUGAAGCUAAGAAGUUUCCAAUCUUUUCGUCACACACUUUUGACUCCACUGGCCAGAUCUAUAACAUUUCCACGGUUCUGGAUCAGCAAAAUUUCGACAUUAAUAUGGUUAGGUACAACGGUUACAGCAAGCUCUAUCUCAGUACCUUCUUUGCCUUCACUUAUGGGUUGAGCUUUGCCACUUUGACAGCUACUAUUUCCCAUGUUGCUCUCUUCCAUGGAAGAACAAUCUGGCAGAUGUGGAAAAAGACAACUAGUGCAGUGAGAGAUCAGGUUGGAGAUAUCCACACCAGGCUGAUGAAGAAGAACUAUGAAGCAGUGCCCCAAUGGUGGUUUCACAUCAUCCUUGUUUUAAUGGUUGCUCUUGCUAUCUUUUGCUGUGAAGGUUUUGGCAAACAGCUCCAACUUCCAUGGUGGGGAGUUUUAAUGGCUUGUGGAAUUGCACUAUUUUUCACCUUACCCAUCGGCAUCAUUCAAGCCACCACAAACCAGCAACCGGGGCUUAACGUGAUCACAGAGUUAAUUAUCGGAUACAUUUACCCAGGAAAGCCUCUUGCUAAUGUGGCUUUCAAGACCUAUGGAUAUAUCAGCAUGUCACAAGGACUUAUGUUUCUUCAGGACUUCAAAUUAGGACACUACAUGAAGAUCCCUCCUAAGUCCAUGUUUGUUGUGCAGUUAGUUGGAACAAUAGUUGCUUCAAGUGUCUACUUUGGCACAUCUUGGUGGCUUCUCACAACCAUUGAGCACAUCUGUGAUCCAUCAAAGCUGCCAGUGGGAAGUCCAUGGACAUGUCCUGGUGAUGAUGUGUUCUACAAUGCAUCAAUCAUUUGGGGUGUCAUUGGGCCCCUCAGAAUGUUCACUGACAAAGGAGUCUACCCAGAGCUCAACUGGUUCUUCCUCAUUGGCUUAUUGGCACCUGUCCCUGUUUGGCUGCUCUCUAAACAAUUUCCCAACCAAAGGUGGAUCAAGCUCAUAAACAUGCCCAUUAUACUUGGAGCCACAGGUUACAUGCCUCCUGCUAGGGCUGUGAACUAUUUGACAUGGCUUACAGUUGGGAUUUUCUUCAACUUUUAUGUGUUUAGAAAGUACAAGGGCUGGUGGGCUAGGCACAACUAUAUCCUCUCUGCUGCUUUGGAUGCUGGUGUGGCCUUCACAGCAGUUCUGCUAUAUUUCAUCCUCCAAUCCAAGGAUAUCAUGGGUCCAAACUGGUGGGGCCUACAAGCUGAUGACCAUUGCCCGCUCGCCACGUGUCCCACGGCACCGGGUAUAGUUGCCAAAGGCUGUCCAGUUCUCUGAGAUUAAUGUAAUUCACAUGUGCCUGUGCAAAUCAUAUAUAGUUAGCCCAGUUCUGGCUGAUUGGUGGUAAUGGAUAUGAAGCUGUACAGUUGAUUAAUUAGUUUGUAUUACCUUGAAGCUGCAGACUCAGAUUUUAGUCAAAAUGUAAUAAUUUAUUUAGUA